UCUAGAUUUCCCCCCGGGCUGCUGCUGAGGUGGGGGUGGGGGGCAGCAGGUAUAAGAGGAUGAUGGUGUGCCAGUGGGGGAGCAGAUGGCAGCAUGGAUUCCAAGCGGGCUGCUGUGCUGCUGCUGCUGCUGCUGCUGCUGCUGCUGCGGCUGGACUGGGGCCACACUGAAGAGCCAGGGAGCCGGGGCGGAGACCAGGUCUUCUCAGAAGAAGAAAAGGGACCCCACCCACCACAACAUGCCCAGACUCCUGGGUUUCUCUUGCGCUUUCUCCUCCAUGCCGGGGAGAGAACUGGUAGGAGCCCAGGCUUCCUGUUUCAGCCCCAGAGGUUUGGCAGGAAUGCCUGGGGGUCCUGGAGUAAGGAGCAGCUGAGUCCCCAAGCAGAAAAGUUCUGGAGCCUGGCUGCCCCUCAGCGCUUUGGGAAGAAGUAGCAUCAUCCCCUGUAAGAUGUCUGCAUGCAAAGUCACCCCAUGUGCCACGUGUAACCCCAAAUAAAAUGAAUCCAUGUUUGGACAAGACUUUAAGGGAAUGUUUGGGAGCCCAAGGGCAGUAGCGGUAGCCCCCUUCACCUCCACUCAGUAAAACAAGCAUUGUGCUCAAAGGGUCCCCAAGGCUACUGCACGUAGCCCCCUGCCUAAAGCAAAAACAACAGGGAGCGCAGAGCAAGAAGAAACAUACCAUAUUUAUUCCUAACACUCUCAAGACCCAGGGCCAGAGAGAGCAG
Acomys russatus (golden spiny mouse) is the source of this 725-nucleotide messenger RNA. RefSeq names its product neuropeptide FF-amide peptide precursor (gene Npff). Gene Ontology annotation, biological process: excitatory postsynaptic potential. Gene Ontology annotation, cellular component: dendrite; perikaryon; axon terminus. The transcript is spliced from 3 exons. The record is from RefSeq and is a predicted model, not a curated record. Lineage: Eukaryota; Metazoa; Chordata; Mammalia; Rodentia; Muridae. The coding region runs from base 94 to 432 and encodes 112 amino acids. Gene Ontology annotation, molecular function: neuropeptide hormone activity; G protein-coupled receptor binding.